Molecule: messenger RNA, 396 nt
Organism: Trichomonas vaginalis G3
Lineage: Eukaryota; Parabasalia; Trichomonadida; Trichomonadidae
Exons: 1
Coding region: 1-396 (131 amino acids)
Source: RefSeq, a predicted model, not a curated record
AUGUUCACAAAGAACUCCUACGAGCCACUCAUGCCAUGCAACAACAUGAAUAUGUUCAAGAUCACAGUUACAUCUCUCCCAACAAAUAACUUCGAUGGAAAGUGCUUCAUUUACGUCGGUCCAGCCAAGAAUAAAAGAUCUCACGUCUUCGAGUUCGAAUCCGGCAAGAGAUCACAAUCCAACCAAUUCGAAUUCUCUUAUACUGAUCCAAAGAGAUCAUCAAUCUGCCUUACAAUGGUCAAUAGGAAAUCUUUCUGGUCCGAUGACAGAAAGCUUGGUGAAACAGAACUUCUCAUUUCCGACUUCUCUACAGCAAAGCCAGAAGUUAAGGAAAUUCAGCUCUCAAAUAAUGGUCCUAAGGUUCUCAUCCGCACACAAAGAGUUGAAAUGUAUUAA